CAGGUGUUUCAUGUCUACUGUGACUUCCAGGACCACAAGCCCUUUUGCUCCCACCAUGUCUUCACCUAAGAGAUCUUCAAAGCCCAGUAUGUCCCCGGCACCCAGUGGAUCCUCCAUGCCCACUGCGGAUCCCAAGCCUCCUGCCUCCUUGAAGUCCACCAAAUCAGCAACGCCCAACAGAUCUUUAGUGCCCACCAAGCCAGCGACAUCCCCCAACUCGGUCGUGAGCCCAAGCAGUUCCAAGUCCACCAAAUCGACCAGUACAAAAAGAGCCCCUUCGAACCUGCCCAGCAGCAGGUCCCGAGUCCGCAGCAAGGCAAGAACACCCAGCAGGGUGAGCACCGACACCAGGACCAGCAAAGCCAGCAAAGCCAGCAAGGCCAGCGGCGUGAGAUGCCACCAGCGGAGGGGUACACACAGCCGGGGCAGGACACCUGGCAGAAGGGGAAGCCGCAGCUCCAAGAGGUCACCCAGCAGGGCCAGCACUCCUGGCAGGAUAAGAACUCAUGGUGCCAGACCAGGCAUGGCCAGCAGGGUGAGAACUCCCACUUCACAGCAAAAACGGAGCCGGAGAAAGAGUUACGGCCAGCAUGGAACCAGCAACAGGGAAAGAAGUGACAGCCAGCCUAGAAAUAUGAGCAAGAAGAGUUACCGCCCACCAGGAGGCUCAGGUAUGGGGAAGAGUUCCGAGCUGGCUGUAACUCCCAGUAGAGCCAAGUGUCAAACCCUGACUGGAAUUCCCUCCGAGGAGAAGAGUGACAGCCCAUCUCCAUCGUCAUCAAGGAAGGUGAAGAGCUACGGUCAGAUGAUCAUCCCCAGUAGGGAAAAGAGUUACAGCCCCACUGAAACGUCCAGCAGGGUCAAGAGUUAUAACCAGGCCAGUACCCGCAGCAGGCUGCAAAGUCACAGUCAAUCUAGAAGCCCCAGAAGGUCAAGAAGUGGCAGUCAGAAGAGGACGCACAGCAGGGCGAGAAGUCACAGUUGGAAGAGAAACCACAGCAGGGCAAGAAGUCACACCCGGAAGGGAAUUCUGAGCCAGACGAGAAGACAUAGCCCGUCUAGAACCCACAGCAAGGGGAAAAGUCAAAACCAACCUAGAACCCCCAGAAGAGGAAGAAGUCACAACUGGUCUAGAAACCCCAGCGAGGAAAGAAGUCAUAGCCAUUCUAGAAGCUCCAGCAAAGACAGAGAUCACAGAGGAUCUAGCAGCCCCAGGAAGGAGAACGGUCACAGUCCAUCUGGAAGCCCCAACAAGCAAAGAGAUAGCAGCCCAUUUAGAAGUCCCAAGAAGGAGAGAGAUUGCAGCCGAUCUAGAAGUCCCAACAAGGCGAGAGAUCAUAGCCGAUCCAGAAGCCCCAGCAAGGAGAGAAAUCACAGCCAACUUGGAAGCCCCAGCAAAGAGAGAGAUCGCAGCCGAUCUAGAAGCCCCAGCAAGGAGAGAGAGCGCAGACAAUCUAGAAGCCCCAGCAAAGAGAGGGAUCACAGACAAUCUAGAAGCCCCAGCAAGGAGAAAUAUCAUGGCCGACUUGGAAGCCUUAACAAGGAGAGAGAUCGCAGGCAAUCUAGAAGCCCCAGCAAGGAGAAAGAGCACAGCCAAUCCAGAAGCCCCAGCAAAGAGAGAGAUCGCAGACGAUGGAGAAGCCCCAGCAAGGAGAGAGAGCACAGACAAUCUAGAAGCUCCAGCGAGGAGAAAGAACACAGACAAUCCAGAAGCCCCGGCAAAGAGAGAGAUCACAGACAAUCUAGAAGCCCCAGCAAGGAGAAAGAACACAGACAAUCCAGAAGCCCCAGCAAAGAGAGAGAUCACAGACAAUGGAGAAGCCCCAGCAAGGAGAGAAAGCGCAGACAAUCUAGACGCCCCAGCGAGAAGAAAGAACACAGACAAUCCAGAAGCCCCAGCAAAGACAGAGAUCACAGACGACGGAGAAGCCCCAGCAAGGAGAGAGAGCGCAGACAAUCUAGAAGCCCCAGCGAGGAGAGAGGUCACAGCCGAUCUAGAAACCCCAAUAGGCAGAGUGGUUACAGACAACCUAGAGCCUCCAGCAAGGAGAAAGCUCACAGCCAAUCUAGAACCCCCAGCAAGGAAGGAAAUCAUAGCCAAUCUAGAACCUCUAGCAAGGAGAGAGACCCCAGUCAAUCUACAGUCCCCAGAAGUCCCAAAUGGAAGAGAUCCCCUACCAGGACAAGGAGUCUCAGUCAGAAUAGAACCCCUAGCAAGACAAGCAGCCACUCCCCAUCAACAUUUCCCAGUGGAGGCCAAACCCUAAGCCAGGAUGACAGUCAAGCCAACGCCACCACCUCUAAGGCCACCUUACCUGGGGAAAGGUCUUCAUCGUCUUCUUCCAAGCUGGCAUAGCCCCCAGUCUCAGCUGGCUCACGGGUCUCUGUCAUGGCCAGAAGAGGGGACAGGAGACAGCAGAGCAGCAGCUGAGCAGUGUCCCUCCCCGGCCAGCUCUCCACAGCCACACCUCGGCCACAAGUUCUCUAAUACAGGAUGUUGGCAGGUAGAGAGGGAUGCUGGAUGGGGGAAAGGAAAGGCCUGUGAUGAUUCAAUAAAUUUUUACAUAGCACCCAUCCCCA
Messenger RNA from Rhinopithecus roxellana (golden snub-nosed monkey), 2580 nucleotides. It is a transcript of the gene SRRM5, whose product is annotated as serine/arginine repetitive matrix 5. The transcript has a single exon. Lineage: Eukaryota; Metazoa; Chordata; Mammalia; Primates; Cercopithecidae. The record is from RefSeq and is a predicted model, not a curated record. Bases 11 to 2356 code for a protein of 781 amino acids.